Messenger RNA from Cokeromyces recurvatus, 1589 nucleotides. Its product is annotated as MBOAT, membrane-bound O-acyltransferase family-domain-containing protein. NCBI's taxonomy places the organism in Eukaryota, Fungi, Mucoromycota, Mucoromycetes, Mucorales, Mucoraceae. Gene Ontology annotation, cellular component: membrane. Gene Ontology annotation, molecular function: 1-acylglycerophosphocholine O-acyltransferase activity; lysophospholipid acyltransferase activity. The transcript is spliced from 3 exons. The record is from RefSeq and is a predicted model, not a curated record. Bases 57 to 1466 code for a protein of 469 amino acids. Gene Ontology annotation, biological process: lipid modification; phosphatidylcholine biosynthetic process.
CCUUAAUAAGGCAUUUAUAAGAGGAAGAAGAAGAAAAGCCUAAUAUUCGACUCUUUAUGACUAUCAUGUUAGCAUAUCCUAUUGCCUAUAUAUACAAUCAAAAAUAUGUAAUUCAACAACCUAAUGCUAGUCGAGAAGCACGAAAUACAUACAUUCUCCUCUCAGGUCUUGCCCUUGCCUUUUUCUUUAACAGCUUUGAGAUAAUUCAUUCUUUAAUUACUAUCGCUGUUAGUUAUUAUAUAUGUUACAUAACGGACAGGUUUUAUCAUAAUCGACGCGUUAGUGCGUUGCUUGUUUGGAUAUUUAAUUUAUUAUAUUUAAUGAUUGGCUAUUAUUUUUACGCCUCUGAUGGAUAUGAUAUUGGCUGGACAACGACACAAUGUGUCUUAUGUUUACGUCUUUUGGGAUUUAGUAUGGACUUUAUGGACGGUGCUAUCAUGAAGGAUAACAAGACGACACCAUCGACUAUGAAAUCAUCGGAGAAAAAAAUAAGUGGCCCUCAUUCGUUUCCCUCAGAUUCACCCUUAGAAAAGUUACCAAAGUUAAAGGAUGUCUAUGCCUAUUGUUUCUUUCCCUCUGCCUUUUUAAUUGGACCCCAAUUUUCCUUUUCACUUUAUAAUCGAUUCUUAUCAUCUACUGGUCCCUACAAUCGACAAAAGAUAGUCGACAAGAAGGCUUUGAUGCAUACUAAAAGGGCACAAAAGAACUAUAUCAAUCGUUGCUUAAUGAUUGGUAUUAUCUAUAUCAUUCUUCUUCAAACAAUAGGUGCUAUAUACCCUACUUCUUAUAUCCUUACACCAGAAUUUUCAAAUCAAUCAUUUCUAAAAAAACUUGUUGAAUUUUGGAUUUGUGGAAAGAUGGUAUUUGUCAAAUAUGUAGGUGUAUGGUUAUUAACAGAAGGGGCUUGCACUUAUUUUGGUAUUACUUAUCAAGAAGGUGAUGAGAAUACAGCACCUAGUUUCUCUGGAUUAGCAAACUCAAGGCCUCUUGAAUUUGAAUUAUCUACUUCAAUUGAACAUUUAGUUCCAAACUUUAACAUCAAUACGAACCUGUGGGUGAAACAUUAUGUUUUCAAACGACUUCGUUUCUUGGGUAAUAAGGACUUGUCUCAACUGGGUGCAUUGCUUUUCUUGGCUAUCUGGCAUGGCUUUCAUUUUAAUUAUUUUCAAACUUUCUUGCUGGAGUUCUUAUUUGUGGUUGCUGAACGUAUCAUUCGUGCUCGGUUCUAUGUUCCCUUUGUGAAACCCUGGAUCGAUCAAGAUACCACUUGUCUGUAUGCAUGGAAAUUAAUUGCUUGGUUGACGGCCACAACUUGCUUUAAUUAUGCAAUCGUUGGCUUUGAUCUCUUGACGCUUGCAAGAGGAAUUAAGGCUUAUAAUCAAAUUUAUUGGCUUAUUCAUUUAUUAACUCUUUUUGUCUUUAUUGUUCACUUGACGAUAGGGAAGAAGAAAUUAUCGACAAAAUAAAUAAAUAUAUUCUUAAAGAAAAACUCAAUUUUUAUUUAUGUAAUGUUGUGAAUGUAUAUACAUAUAUAUAUGUAUAUAAUAUAUAUGUGCAUGUGUGUAUAUAUAAAAGAAAUAUUACAAUAA